AUGGAUGUGCUUCAGAGUCACCUGUGUCAUUCUCAUCAUCAAAGCAGCAAUGUGACCAUCAUCAUCAUCUUCAUCAUCGUGUGGGCUAAUGCCUUAGGCGAAAAGAUUCGGAAAGUCUUGCUGGAGAAAGGCAGUUUUGACAAGGUGGAGCUUGUUGUAAAGCAGUGGCAUGAGCAGAAGACCCGGGAUGAGACAAGUGGUGGCUAUGUUACAAAGAAAUGGCUGAUGGACAACAAGUCAUUCACGCAGACUAUGGCCGACAAUGCCUUCAAGUGGGCCGCCCCUCGGGGCAGAUGCCGCAAGAAUGUUAUCACGGGAGAGGAGGAAGCCGACAUCCCGCUUGAUGAGAGGUGGCACGUGACGAGUGAGAGAGGCCAGCGGCUGGAGUUCGAGAAUGGAGCCGAGCUCGACGUGGCUUGCUGUUGA
Molecule: messenger RNA, 426 nt
Organism: Symbiodinium sp. CCMP2592
Lineage: Eukaryota; Dinophyceae; Suessiales; Symbiodiniaceae
Source: the annotation of a GenBank genome assembly